Babesia sp. Xinjiang is the source of this 498-nucleotide messenger RNA. Its product is annotated as 60S ribosomal protein L12. Lineage: Eukaryota; Apicomplexa; Aconoidasida; Piroplasmida; Babesiidae. The coding region runs from base 1 to 498 and encodes 165 amino acids. Gene Ontology annotation, biological process: translation. The record is from RefSeq and is a predicted model, not a curated record. The transcript has 2 exons. Gene Ontology annotation, molecular function: large ribosomal subunit rRNA binding; structural constituent of ribosome. Gene Ontology annotation, cellular component: ribosome; cytosolic large ribosomal subunit.
AUGGCGAAGAAACCCGAUCCAAAUCAGAUCGUUUACGUAUACCUACGUCAGCUCGGUGGUGAGGUAGCACCCUCGUCCGUCCUGGCCCCAAAGCUUGGUCCCCUGGGUAUGUCACCGAAGAAGGUUGGAGACGAUAUCGCCAAGGAGACGUCCAACUGGAAGGGCAUUAAGGUCACCGUUAAGCUUACCAUCCAAAACAGACAGGCCAAGAUCGAGGUUAAGCCCUCUGCAACCGCACUUCUCAUCAAAGAACUAAAGGAACCACCAAGAGAUCGUAAAAAAGUGAAAAAUAUUAAACAUAGUGGAAACCUAACAUGGGACCAGCUUAUGACCGUUGCGCGUGCCAUGCGUGAGAACUCCAUGGCGAAGACGUUGUCUGGCACUGUCAAGGAGAUCCUUGGCACAUGCUUUGCCAUUGGAUGCACUAUUGACAAUGAGAAACCACGUGUUCUCCAAGAAAAGAUCGACAGCGGCGAGAUUGAAAUCCCGGCGCAGUAA